Molecule: messenger RNA, 835 nt
Organism: Cydia splendana
Lineage: Eukaryota; Metazoa; Arthropoda; Insecta; Lepidoptera; Tortricidae
Exons: 6
Coding region: 122-649 (175 amino acids)
Source: RefSeq, a predicted model, not a curated record
AAUAUUGAACCUUGAAACACGUUCAAGCUUAAAGAUUGUUUAAUCAAUAGUAACAGGCCACCUCUGCCCUACCUUUCAAUUUGUUUUGCAGUUAUUUAGCUUACGCUUAGUUAAUCGAAAAAUGAACGACAGUGAGAUCGACAACUUGAAGACCGAGUUAGACCAUGAAAAAUCAUGCAGAGAGGCAAUAGCUUGGCAGAAUGAUGAUUUCCAAAAGCAAAUCGUGUCGGUUCAAGACGAGCUUCGUAAAACCGACUACAUUUGGGAUAACGAUGAAGACUUGGAGCGGGAGAGCUCGAGGCACAAGCACCUCCUGGACGCAAUAGACCAGUUGAAAGCGGAGCUGCCUAUUUGGAAAGAAAAGUUGAAGAACGCCAAAAUUUGCGGACCAGAUUGCAAGCUGAAGCACGAUGAUUUGAACAUAAACCUCGACAUUCUUACUCCAGCUGAGCUUCUUCGUACUGUGAAGCGGUUCGAGAGGAUCAAGACAGACCUGAUCAGCACCCUUCGCAGUAAGGAGUGGCGUCUCGAUUCCGAGUCCAAGUUGUUCGUGCGUGUGAACGACCAGCGGACGUACCUGCAGAACGAGCUGAUGAUCUGUCAGAACAAUAUCAUGCGCCUGCAGAGAAACGGCUCGUAUUGGCAGUAAGUAUCUUAUUACACGUCCCCCGACGAGCCGACGAGCGAGUGCUGGACAAGCGAGGACCUCUCAAGAAGGUCCUAGGAUCCGGUCUAGGCCAGCGCCUGCCCCCCAUCGCCACCUAAUGUGCUUCACCACUUCACACCGACAUUCACAGUUAUUUGUAUUUUCAUUUAAGUAUUGUUACUUUGGAAA